Molecule: messenger RNA, 1959 nt
Organism: Scomber scombrus (Atlantic mackerel)
Lineage: Eukaryota; Metazoa; Chordata; Actinopteri; Scombriformes; Scombridae
Gene: rdh8a
Product: retinol dehydrogenase 8a
Exons: 6
Coding region: 274-1218 (314 amino acids)
Biological process (GO): estrogen biosynthetic process
Cellular component (GO): cytoplasm
Molecular function (GO): estradiol 17-beta-dehydrogenase [NAD(P)+] activity
Source: RefSeq, a predicted model, not a curated record
GCACACACAUUUUAAGGAAUUAACUUCAUUUUAAAGGCAGGCGGUACCUAUCAAGUAAAAAAAAAGCGUGUCUACCAGGGGGUGUUUGCGAUGCCACGUCGUUUUUUUGGUAAGUGAUUUUAUCGAACAUGUGACUGCAUUAGACGCUCACAUGGCUGCCGUGGCUGCAUGAUCCGCUUUAGUUUUUUAAAGUCCGAUAAUCGGUAGCUCCCUCAGCAGCGACCAUCAGGAGCAGAGGACCUCUGCAAAACACAGCGCCUAUCCGGACAAAUCAUGGCGAACAGCGGGCAGAAAGUUGUGCUGAUCACCGGCUGCUCCUCCGGCAUCGGGUUACGAAUCGCCGUCACGCUGGCCAAAGAUGAAAAGAAGCGUUACCAUGUUAUUGCGACCAUGCGGGACCUGAAGAAGAAGAACAAGCUAGUGGAGGCAGCAGGAGAUGUGUAUGGGAAGACCUUGAUGUUGCUUCCACUUGACGUGUGUAGUGACGAAUCAGUCAAGCAGUGCAUCAACAAUGUUAAGGACCGCCAUAUUGAUAUCCUGAUUAACAAUGCAGGUGUGGGCUUGCUUGGACCUGUGGAGAGCAUCAGCAUAGAGGAGAUGAAAAGAGUAUUUGAAACCAACUUCUUCGGUGUGGUUCGCAUGAUCAAAGAGGUGAUGCCAGACAUGAAGAAGAGGCGCUCUGGACACAUUGUUGUCAUGAGCAGUGUAAUGGGUCUUCAGGGAGUGGUGUUCAAUGAUGUUUACACUGCUUCUAAGUUUGCCAUGGAAGGGUUCUGUGAGAGUAUGGCGGUGCAACUGAUGAAGUUCAAUAUCCGGUUGUCCAUGAUUGAGCCUGGCCCAGUGCACACUGAGUUUGAGACAAAGAUGAUGGAAGACGUGGCCAAAAUGGAGUAUCCAGGUGUAGAUGCCGACACAGUUCGUUAUUUUAAAGACGUUUACCUGCCAUCAUCCAUAGAUAUAUUUGAAGCCAUGGGUCAGACGCCAGAGGACAUAGCCAAAUGCACUAAAAAGGUUAUUGAGUCAAGCAGCCCUCGCUUCAGGAAUCUGACCAACAGCCUCUACACACCCAUUGUUGCCUUGAAGUACGCAGAUGAGACUGGUGGCUUGUCUGUCAACACCUUUUACAACCUACUCUUCAAUUUCGGCCCUCUCAUGCACAUCACCAUGAGCAUCCUCAAGUGCCUGACUUGCAGCUGCCUGCGCAGACGCACCAUCUAACUGAAGAGGAUGUCCAAUCAUGCCACUACCCUAUGUUGUUUACCCCACCCAGUUCCUACUGCCUUUUCCUAAGGCUUUGGGUUAAGCAGCUAGACUAGAAACAGUAACUACGGAGAGAGGAGGCGUCUUUUAGUUUAAAGACAUUACCAUGAUAAGCUUUGCAGGACAACAUGCACAAUUGCACACGUUUGUCACAGAGAUGUUGUAUGCAGGAUGAACUCAUGUACACACACACACACACACACACAAACACACACAAACAGGAAUACAAGCAACACACACCUCUUUAUUGGAUUAUUGUACAUACAUAUUAUGAAGAGAAGGCCAUACCUUAGACAUUGCAAUAUCGGAGGAACUAAAUAGUGUAAGUGGUUAGAUGUCUACAUCGUUUUAAAGAGAACACACAGCGAGGAUUUGUGAUAUGAGUACCAUGGAAAUACAAUAAAGCACAAAAAAUGAACUCAGUUACAGAGAGAAAACAAUAAAAUUAUAGGAAAUAAUAAUGAUAUAACUUGUAGCCUAGAAAACUGUACACUCAGGCUCAACAGAGUUGUAACAUGUGCCCUUAAUUUCAUGUUUGCCUUAACAUAGUGUUCUCAUGGUCAUAACUGCUGUUGAAUCAUAUUUUUAAUCUUUUGAUAAACUGAAUGUUUUUGGUUUUAAAGGUUUGUGAAGGGGUAGAUCAUACAGUAUAUUUUUAAUCUAGCAACUUGAUUUUGAAAUAAACAUAAUUCUGAUUUA